AAAACUAUGAAUGUUGUGUGUGAAGAUACAACUUUCUUUAACAGUAUCUCUCUUCAGAAACUAGAACAACUCAAUCAGUAUCCAGAUUUCAACAACUACCUGAUUUUUGUUCUGACGAAGUUGAAGUCUGAAGAUGAACCAACACGUUCCUUGAGUGGUCUCAUAUUGAAGAAUAAUGUAAAAGCACAUUUUCACAACUUUCCCAAUGGGGUAACUGACUUCAUUAAAAGUGAAUGUCUGAAUAACAUUGGUGAUUCCUCCCCCUUAAUUAGAGCUACUGUGGGCAUUCUGAUAACAACCAUUGCUUCAAAAGGGGAAUUACAGAAUUGGCCUGAACUCUUACCAAAGCUUUGCAGCCUGUUGGAUUCUGAAGAUUACAAUACCUGUGAGGGUGCUUUUGGUGCUCUUCAGAAGAUAUGUGAAGAUUCUGCUGAAAUUUUAGACAGUGAUGUGUUGGACCGACCACUCAAUAUCAUGAUACCCAAGUUCUUGCAGUUCUUCAAGCACAGCAGUCCAAAAAUAAGGUCUCAUGCUGUUGCAUGUGUCAAUCAAUUUAUCAUCAGCAGAACUCAAGCUCUUAUGUUGCACAUAGAUUCUUUUAUUGAGAAUCUUUUUGCACUGGCUGGCGAUGAAGAGCCUGAAGUACGGAAGAACGUUUGCCGUGCUCUGGUGAUGUUGCUGGAAGUUCGAAUGGAUCGCCUGCUUCCUCAUAUGAUUAGUAUAGUUGAGUACAUGCUUCAAAGGACCCAGGACCAAGAUGAAAAUGUGGCAUUGGAGGCUUGUGAGUUUUGGCUGACUUUGGCUGAACAGCCAAUUUGUAAAGAUGUGUUAUGUCGGCAUCUUACCAAGCUGAUACCCGUGCUGGUAAAUGGUAUGAAAUAUUCAGAGAUCGACAUUAUUCUGUUAAAGGGGGAUGUUGAAGAAGAUGAAGCUAUUCCAGAUAGUGAACAGGACAUAAGACCUCGUUUUCAUCGUUCACGGACAGUGGCUCAGCAACAUGAAGAAGAUGGUAUUGAAGAUGACAAAGAAGAUGACGAUGAACUUGAUGAUGAUGAUACUAUUUCUGACUGGAAUUUAAGGAAAUGUUCUGCUGCUGCUUUAGAUGUCCUAGCCAAUGUAUUUCGUGAUGAACUUCUGCCACACAUCUUGCCCCUUUUGAAGGAAUUGCUCUUCCAUCCUGAAUGGGUAGUUAAAGAAUCUGGUAUACUUGUUCUUGGAGCGAUUGCUGAAGGCUGCAUGCAGGGUAUGAUUCCAUAUCUUCCUGAGCUCAUCCCUCACCUUAUUCAGUGCCUCUCUGACAAAAAGGCUCUUGUGCGCUCCAUUACAUGCUGGACUCUUAGUCGCUAUGCACACUGGGUAGUUAGCCAACCCCCAGAUACAUACUUGAAGCCAUUAAUGACUGAGUUGCUAAAACGUAUCCUGGAUAGCAACAAGAGAGUACAAGAAGCUGCCUGCAGUGCCUUUGCUACUCUAGAAGAGGAGGCUUGUACAGAGCUUGUUCCUUAUCUUGCAUAUAUACUUGACACUUUGGUCUUCGCAUUUAGUAAAUACCAACAUAAAAACCUGCUCAUUCUUUAUGAUGCUAUAGGAACUCUAGCAGAUUCUGUAGGACACCAUCUAAAUAAACCAGAAUAUAUUCAGAU
Messenger RNA from Merops nubicus (carmine bee-eater), 1643 nucleotides. RefSeq names its product transportin-1-like. Gene Ontology annotation, biological process: protein import into nucleus. NCBI's taxonomy places the organism in Eukaryota, Metazoa, Chordata, Aves, Coraciiformes, Meropidae. The record is from RefSeq and is a predicted model, not a curated record. The annotation marks the transcript as partial. Gene Ontology annotation, molecular function: nuclear import signal receptor activity; small GTPase binding. Gene Ontology annotation, cellular component: cytoplasm; nucleus. The transcript has 13 exons.